GAUUGUGGGGCGGUAUCGGGGAAGCAAAUGGGCGUGUCUGUUAAGCCUCAGGGCCAAUCAACAGAUGAGUGGGAGGAGCUACGGUGCGGCUGAGAGGAGGAGUCGCGUUCAGGGUCUGUGGGAGAAACAGAGUGGUGCUCCGUGAAGGCGACAGAGAGCGCGCGGGGGGAGGCAGGGAUGCGUGUGCGCUGAACGGUCCUGCAGGUACGCUCGGCGGCACAUUUAGCGUUCACGGCCGCAGCGCUGCGCGGCUGCAGCACCUCGUUCCUUCCGAGGAAGCCACCACGAUGUCCGGCGGGGGUGAGGUUCGCCUCCUCCGCCAAGAUGCCGGCCAAGAAAGUCCGAGGAUGCCGGCCUGGAAGCGAGAAAUCUUGGAGAGGAGGAAGGCUAAGGGCGGCGGUUCGGGGGGAACCGGGUCCCCGGAGACCAGCCCCGGCAGCGCGGGCCCGCAGCGGGUAAACGGCGAGCUAACGGGAAACGUGAACGGGAGCGGCGGACUCACGAGGGACGGCGGGGCGGCCGGUGGGUCCGCACGGAACUACACCAUCACCACCGCCAACCAACACUUCGCAAACAACAAAGAGCCGCGACCGACGGCCUGCGACAGGGCUCCAAGGGAGGACGACCGGCACGAGAGCCUGGUUCUCCAGGAGAGCCUGGGGCCCCUCGAGCAGAACCCGUUCAUCAAGCUGGAGAAGGAGCGGAGGCGGCGGCAGGACCGGCAGGAGCGAGAACCCCCCGGCCGCCCGGUGCAGCACAUCCUGGAGCUGUACGGCAGCGUCCCGGGAAUCCGGACCAUCCGAGCCGACAACAUCAUCAUCAUCGAGUCGGAUCCAGAUUACUUCCCUGAAGCGGGGGAUGCUCAGAAGUGGCAGCAGAACGGGGUGGGGGGCUACAGCUCCCUGAACGACCUUCUGGACCGCAGGGGCAGCGCUGUCACUGAGAUCCGAGCCAAGGAGGUGGUCAUCUAUGACACCACGAUCAGUAAGAGCGAGGAGAACCUGAGCACCCUGGGGCGACCCGAGUAUGAUGCUGCAGGGGAGGGGGCAGGCAGGGUCAGCCGGAUCCUGCAGAAGUUUGACAGCAACUACGGAAAACUGCAGAAGAAGUCCCACAGCACAGAGAACCUGCUGGACCUGGACAGUAACUCCAGCAGCAGACCCAGACACUGGUCCAAACCACAGCCAGACCUGGUGCCAAAACAGAGGCCGGGUCAGCCGGUCAGCAGCCAGCUGUCUUCACCGCCCCUCCAGAGUUCCCGCUCUUCCAAACCAAAGCAUCCUGCCCCGGAGCAGGGCAGCUCCAGGACUCCUCAUCCAGUAUCAUCCUUCCGCCAGCGGUUUGAGGAAGCUGUCCCCCCACGAGACGAGCCAGACAGGGGGCCAAACAAGCCCAGCAGGGAGCGAGACUGGGAGGUUACCGAGGUGUCCCCCAAACCAAAGGUGCCAUGCUCUCCGGAGACCCGCCGUGACCGUGCCGAGUCCCCCAUAGCUCCCAUUUCCUUCAAGGUGUCCCGUCCCUCAUCAGAUUUUGAGAUCCGACCCUCCCCAAAGCCAGACCUGGCUCAGAUCCCUGACGAGGACACCCAGGCACGAGCCCUGGCGAACCUCCGUCUGCAGUCCCGUAACUCCUUCACAGUGGUCCCCAAGGGCCGCCUCACAGCCCCGCCUGCAGCAGCGGUCAGCACGGUCAAGGUUACCCCCCCUACCCCCACUUUGAAAUCCACGGAGAAGAAAGCUGAAAAAUCAUUGGAGGAAAAGGAGCCGGAGCGGGUGGUGAGGACCCCCAAACCCGACCCGUCUCCUACAACUGCCACAACUCCUGCGUCUCCUGUGACCUCUGACCUUUUGUCUCCCCUCGCUGUUGUUACCCCACCUCCCUCCUCCACGCCUGCUCCAGCUUCACCCCCAUCUUCACCUCCUACUUCUCCAGCUCCGGCAGACUCUCCUGCCCCGUCGCCGCUCACUUCCACCCCCUCCCCGGUGCACCGGCCCCCUUCUGCAGAUCAGCUGCCAGUGACAAACAUAGACGACAUUGAGGUGGAGCCCCCGCAGCGCGUCCCUGUCCCCAGCCCCCUGGUUCAGAGGAAAAAGGGGAACACCUUCACUGUGGUGCCAAAACGCAGGGUAGAGCCCGGCGCCCAGCCAAGCUCCCCCGAGACCCAGGAGGAAGCACCGAGGGAGGCCCCACCAGGGUCCACGCCCCCACAGGCCCCCUACGCUCAGCUGGGAACCCUGCUGAAGAAGCGCUACCCCGCUGUGGAGGACAUCCAGGUCAUCGGCGGAUACCUGGCCCUCCCAAAGUCCUGCCUUUCCAAAACAGGCUCCGUUGGGAAGAAGCUGAAGAUCUCCUUCAACGAGUCGAGCCUCCACAGCACAUACGAGUAUCCGUCAGAGAGCAGCGUGUGGGACAGUGGAGACGAGGAGGAGGAGGAGCAGGAGGAGGAGCCGCCCAGCAUGGUGGGACGCAUCCACAUCCCACGCCCCAGCAUCAUCACCUCGCCGACACACAGCAACAGCAGCGACCUUUCCAGCUACGUCCCUAAACACUCGGUGGACUUCAGCUCCUGGCAGGAACACAAACACGACGACGGCGUUCACCAGGAGGACGCGGCUGCGCAGACGACGAUGACGGAGGAGGUGAUGCUCACGCCGGCGGAUAGCUCCUCCCUGUCUGACUACAGCAGCGAGCCGGCUCUCUACUUCUGAUCCCUGCAGCCGACGGCGCCUCCUCCAUCCACCCCCCAGCCGGACUCCAGCUCAGCUGGUCGGGCGGAGUUUCUGUUGGUGCUGCUGACUCUCCACCUCCUCCCGAAAGCAGCUGGGCUGUUUCCCAUCCCAGACGGUUGAUCUGUCGCCUCCAUCAGCACGCCCGGCGCGGUCUCUCUGGACGGUUCCUGCCCGCUUCGAGCCUCAGUUUCAGGUGCGAUGAGCUGAGAGGAAGCCGCUGCUGUCGGUGUGUUACCAUGGGAACAUGACCUUCCAACUUGGGACAGACGGCAGAUUUGAUGCAGGAACAAAAAGGGUGCCACUUUUAGUUUUUGUUUCAGCCAACGACAGGCGUGCUGGUGGGUGGGCGGGGCCGGGAUGCAGUCAGUAGCAGCUCUCAUGUCAUGAUGAAUGCUGGAAAAAGUGCCCUUCGCCAAUCCCGUGUGCGUCCUCCCUGCUGGUGAGAAGCAGGAGAAUGUCUUGGCCGUGGAUGUGUGGCGAGCUCCUCCACGUCCUCAUUCACGUUUGAAAUGUGUCAUCACUUCCACAUUCCAGAGCCGCUGCCCCGCCCACGAUGGGGAUCGUUGUGCGUUUGUGUGGGCAGGACGAUGUGUGAAUGCUUUUGAUAAAUGUUCUUUUUUUAUUCAAUUGUUUUAUAUGCAAGAAAUGCACCGAGUCUCCAGAUCAUUUUUGUUGUUUUUAAAUCAUGUUGCCAACGGAUGUAAGGCUCGCCGUCAGAGCCUCCGUCCCUUCGGCCAGUAUUGCUGUACAGUUUCCGGGCAGGGAGGUGGGUUCCUGCUGUUGCCCCCUCCCUCAGUGUAGAGUCGAUCUGUGGUACCUCUGUGCUGUCUGAUGUCUUUGCACUGUCGUGCUUUUAGCUGCAUUUUGCACCUCGUGAUGAAGAAGUUGGGAAACGUGCACUUAAGGAUGAAGGACUUCAGCUGCAGCUCCUCUUCUUACGGCUUCUUUAGAGAAUCGUCUUUGAAGAAAUAAAAGGGUCUUUGUUCACGGUGAUUCACUGCCGACGGCUGCCUUUGUUUUAUUAUCCUGUCCUGCAGAGAUCCUGGACUGUAAGGACCACAUUGCUUUUGCAAUUCUUCUUUUUACUGUGCUUUUGAGCAAAAAUUUGACCCCGCCACAAAAACUCAACAAAAUUUGCACACACCUGAUAAGAUUAGUAUAAAACUGAUCCCACCCAAAAAAGGAUGACAUCACAGCAUCAAAACGUAAAAAAAUCUUGUACAUAUUUUAAAAUCCACUCAAAAAACCUAAACACAUAGGGGAUAUCAAAAGCAAAUUUUAAAAUCAUCAUUAAGACAUACGACUUGGCGAUCAUUUUUUUCUUGGUCAAAUUUCACAUUUCCCACUAACGAAAACUUUUGCUUGAGCAGUCUUCAUAAAAUGUACACACCACAACUUUAAGGUUUCGAAUUCCGUCACUAUUUACAACUAAGUGCACAAGAUAGUGCGUUCACCAUUUAAUGGAGAUAUGCAAUUGUACAAUUCUAAAAUCCAGUACUCUAGGAAUUUCCCAGAAGUCUCUGCGAAAAAGCAGUGCUCACUAAACUGGCAAAUAUUGACCACAAUGCAUUGCAUUUGAACAAUUUAUGUGGGAAAAAAAAGUAUUGGUAUUUUAUUUUUUUUUAAUCAUUUGUUUUGAUCAGAACACAGUGGAUUCAUAAAAUUGUUUUUGUAAAAUGUUUGUUCAUUAGUGACAUCAUAUUUUCUGUUUAAAAAAAAUACGUGUGUUGGAGUUGGAACACAUGGAUUUGCUUUACAAAUCCAGGAUACUGGACAGUCCCAACACCAUAUAGUUUUUUAGUAGUUGGAGUAGGGAGGGAAUUCAGACACAGCUUAUGUCUACAUCCACGUUUCAUUGACCUUUAACCUUGAGAAGAGGCCGCCAUCUUGAAAAAAUGGAUAUAGAAUAGGUAUAUACUGAACAAAUUUAGCGUUGUGGCAUUCACUGAUUUUUUGAAUCCCUGGCUCAAGCUGAACGAAACAACAUAACAUACAACAUGACUCAGUUAGGAAGGUGGGUGUGGUCAACAAAAAACUUUCGUUGCCAUGGAAAUCCAGAAAUUUACUUUUGUCAAUUCUUCUAAAAACUACAUGGACUUGUUUGUCACCCCCAGAUGACCAGAACAUUAAAUGGUUGCUAUGGAGACUAAACUAAGAAAAAGUUGGAAAUGUUUUUUUUUUUUAUAAUUUCUCACAGGCAGCUCUGACCAGGAUGGCAGUAUGAGAGAGUGAGGGGGGUGUAUUAACAGCCCAGCCAAUGAGGGCGGGUCAAAAGCAGGCGGCAGGCCAUACAACACUCACCGUUUUAAUUUUUCUCGUUUUGUCUUCAGUCUGACUGUGAGCACAAACGUUAUCUCUACGGUUCUGCCGAGAUCUCCAAUCCCAAAGCAGACCUGUAAAUUCUCCUGUGUGCUCAGAGUGCCACUCAAAUGCUUUCUGUUAAAAAGGUUCAUUUCCAUCCUAUGGAACUCGUCUGAAUGUUUUCUACAAUCAUCUCACCUCAGAACGUUUCAAUGCUGUCGGGUCAUGAAGUCCACAGAUCUUCAGACGCAGCCGGCCGUUGCCGAUAAAACGUCGGGGUUUCCCACUGCAGAGCGCAGGGUCAGGCUGUGGUCUCAGCUUCAUCACCUUCAUGUUUCCUCUCGUCUAUAAAGCUGCAUCGCUGCACAUCUACUCACUGUAAACUUCUUGUAUUAAUUUGGGAAAAGAAAGAUGUUGCACUUGUACAAAAAGAGCUGAAUAAAUAGAGAAGUUGGAACAAAACCAGUGAUGAGUCAUUUUUACUGAAGAAACACAUUUAUUUAAAUAAAAAGCUUUAAGACAUCAGUGACAUAUUUUACAAAGUGAGUGCCGGCACAUCCAUCGUGCCUUAAUGGUCCUUCCUGCGCGGCUCUGUGGCUCUGCUGAGGUUCCCCGCUUCCUGCUUCAGGACGCUCAGCAGAGACUGGGAACUCUCCAAGAUCUACAAGAGGAAACAAAAGCCCCCCCAUCAUUGGUCACAGCUGAGCUUCACAGACACCUCUGUGUCAAAGGUCAAAACCAAAAACAAAAAAAAAAAGAGCAGAAAAACCUGAAACCUGGAAGAUAUUAAACCUACAUGCACUUCAGUGGGUUUUUUCCUCUGGUUUUCCUCAACGUUUAUCUUCAUCCUCUGUGAAAUGUCUGCAGCUGCUUUAAACUCUAGUUGUAUACUAGAUUAAAAAGUGAUUUAGAUUUAUAGAUUAUUCUCACAAUUGAAGACAUACAUAAAAAAAAAA
Molecule: messenger RNA, 5986 nt
Organism: Oryzias melastigma (Indian medaka)
Lineage: Eukaryota; Metazoa; Chordata; Actinopteri; Beloniformes; Adrianichthyidae
Gene: tprn
Product: taperin
Exons: 4
Coding region: 288-2708 (806 amino acids)
Molecular function (GO): phosphatase binding
Source: RefSeq, a predicted model, not a curated record